AUGGGUCGAAACAAGAAGAGGUCCAAGGUGGUGGCGCAUGCUCAGUCGUGCAGCGACGAGGAGCGUGAAGAAGAGCACGAUGCAGCCUCCACGACGGCCGCGACCGCGUAUGCCGAAGGCAGCAAGGAUGACGCUGGUGCACCGGCUGCUGCUGGCGUUGCUACGCCCACGUCCGUCCAGCACAGCGGCCACGGCUCAGAGCGUGGAAGCGACUGCGCCGAUAGUGCCCCCAAAGCGAAAAAGAAGGAGUACAGGGGCAACCGCCUCAACAAGUUGGACAACCAGCGCAGUAAAGACAAAGGCAAGAAUGCGAGCGUGGGCGACAAGGCGGAGGGCGCGGCGGCGGGAGAGAGGAACGGGGGCGAUGACGAACCACUCAUCGUGACACGGCAGAGGGCGGUGGAGGUGCUCUACUGCCCCAUCUGCACCUUUCCAGCAGAGAUGUGCGAGUUCAGUGGAAUGGUGGAGAAGUGCCGGCCGUGGCUGCUCGAGCACGCAGCGGACCUGGCUGACGCUGAGGAGCGCGGCCGCAGGCGCCGCAUUCUAACGGAAAAGGACCGCCUGGAGGCACUGCUGGAGGGACGCGGCAUCAAGAAGGCGCUGGAUCGCAUUGUCGUACUGGAGGUGGAGAAACGCACUGGGCGACGCAUGACCACCUCUGUCUUUGGGAUGGACCUCUUCGGCUUCAACCUGAAGGAUGUGUCGAAGGACUGGCGCAAGCGCUUCUCCUGCGGUGCCGGCGUGCGAGCUGCAGAGGAGGGUAAGCAUCAGGAUUGCAUUGACAUCCAGGGAAACGUGGUGGAUCAGCUGGCCGAGAUGCUUAUCACCAAGUACAAGAUUCCGAAGGAGUCUGUGUACAUGAUGGAGGGUAAAAAGAGAGUUCCCUACCCAUACUAG
Leishmania braziliensis MHOM/BR/75/M2904 is the source of this 897-nucleotide messenger RNA. RefSeq lists its product as hypothetical. The record is from RefSeq and is a predicted model, not a curated record. The transcript has a single exon. Lineage: Eukaryota; Euglenozoa; Kinetoplastea; Trypanosomatida; Trypanosomatidae. Gene Ontology annotation, biological process: formation of translation preinitiation complex; translation reinitiation. Gene Ontology annotation, molecular function: translation initiation factor activity; mRNA binding. The coding region runs from base 1 to 897 and encodes 298 amino acids.